GUUCAUUUCCGAAGUCCCCCAGAGUAACCGGGGAUGGAAGGAAAAAUUUGUUUUCAUCGAGUUUCCCCCCUUCUUCACUCCUCUGGCCGGUCUGAGAUGGAACGACCAUCUGCUCGACCAAGAGUACACUGCACCGGCUUCCUCCCCAGACUUGGAAGCGAAUCUUGAGGUCCUCAUGCCUGGGGAUCCUUUCACCGGGAGGACUUUCCAUUAUGGCAGCUGGGUUUGGAGGGUCGAAUCGGGUGGUGAGGGUACCUCCCCGGCCCAUGACGCAGCGGGGCGCGUGGUACCCUCCCCGGGCAACACUGCGGAGGCUGAGGGCAACUCCCACCCAGAUAUGGAGUUUGAAGAGUUCGCCAUCCCCGAGGACCAACCAGCUGGGGAGACCGGGGGCCCCCAAGCCAAUCCUGCAAGGACUUUCCCGGUCAAUCCAGAGACCGUGGAAAUCCUGGAUGAAGAUGAGCCCCAAGACAACCGGUCUAAGGGGAAGGAGAAGGAGAAGGCCGGUCGCCGGGUUAAGAAGGUGGCCACCACGCACCCUUCUUACGCCAAGAAGAGGGCUAGGCAGGAUUCUGAGCCGGCCGGUCAGACCAUCGAAGAAGCCUUCAUCAAUCUGGGGUUGAGGCUGAAGGAGGCGGGGGAGAUCGGGCCGCAGACAGUGGACCGGCUGGGAACGAGUUCCCCUUCUGAAGUCGACCGGCUGAAGAAGGAGAAGGAAGAAAUGGCACUCAUCCUGAGGAGCCAGGCUGAUGAGCUGAUCCGGCUGUCUGGGCUGGCCGGGGCAAUGAAGACUGAGAUCUCCCAACUGAAGGAGGAGAAUGGCCGGUUGCUGGACGAGGUCUCUGAAGCCAAGAGGGAACUGGCGGAGAAGGAAGAAACCUUCCCCGGGCGCGCAGCUGCCUGGGUGGAAGAGAAUAAGGCUGAAGCUGCCCGGGUGAUGACGGCUAGCCCGGAAGCGACCAUGGAAUCCUUCAGGCUCUUGUACCGGGAGCCUGAAGGAAAGAAGAUGAUCACCGCUAUUGGGUCCUUCGGAUUCAAGAGUGGUCAGAAGAAGGAUCGGGCUGCCUGCCACCGGAUUUUGAAGAAAAGAGACCCAGAGUUCUCCGCAGCUUCUUACGGCCUGGCAUCCAUCCCGGAGGAAGAGCCUACUCCCCCCUUUCCCCUAGAUUAAGAACUCCCCGACCUUGACCGGUUGCUUUGUAAACUUAAAACUCGUUUCCCCGGGAAUGCCCGGUGUAAAUGUAAAACAUUUAAG
Molecule: messenger RNA, 1255 nt
Organism: Cuscuta campestris
Lineage: Eukaryota; Viridiplantae; Streptophyta; Magnoliopsida; Solanales; Convolvulaceae
Source: the annotation of a GenBank genome assembly